CUGUCGGGCCGUAACCCCAUGCUGCGGGAGGCGCUGGGCAUCCGCCCGCAUGUCCUGGUGCUGAACAAGAUGGACCUGGCUGAUCCCCGCCAGCAGCUGACAGUCUUGGAGCGCCUGAAGCAGCAGGGAUGCUCGCACAUUGUCUUCACGGACUGCCAGCACGAUGCCAAUGUCAAGAAGAUUGUUCCGCUGGUUGCUGAGCUGGUGAGCAACAGCCCACGCUACCACAGGGCCGAGAGCACCGAGUACAAUGUCCUGGUGAUCGGUGUGCCCAACGUGGGCAAGUCCUCACUCAUCAACUCCCUGCGGAGGCUGCACCUCAAAAAGGGGAGAGCUACCGCAGUGGGUGGUGACCCGGGCAUCACCAAGGCAGUGCAGACCAGAAUCCAGGUCUGCGAGAAGCCCCUGAUGUACCUGGUGGACACGCCUGGUGUGCUGCCCCCAAAGCUGGGGGAUGUGGAGACGGGCAUGAAGCUGGCACUGUGUGGAGCCAUCCUUGACCAUCUGGUGGGUGAGGACAUUAUGGCUGACUACCUCCUGUAUGCCCUGAACAAGCAGCAGCAGUUCGGGUACAUGCAGCGCUAUGGGCUGGCCGAGGCCUGCGACAACAUUGAGCUCAUGCUGAGGCACGUGGCCCUCGCCCAGGGCAGGACACAGAAGGUGAAGGUGCUGACAGGCACGGGGAAUGUCAACGUGACGAUGCUCAACUACCCAGCCGCUGCCUACAAGUUCCUGCGGGAUUUUCGAGCGGGGCACCUGGGCAGGGUGACACUGGACUGA
Leptosomus discolor (cuckoo roller) is the source of this 780-nucleotide messenger RNA. Lineage: Eukaryota; Metazoa; Chordata; Aves; Leptosomiformes; Leptosomidae. The record is from RefSeq and is a predicted model, not a curated record.